AAGCUGGUUGAUUUUAGUGGCUCCUACCCAGUAUAUAGGUAUAUACAUAUAUAUAAAUAUUUAUUAUAGAUGUGUGUGUGUAACCUUCAGUUGAGGCAGUUUUAAUUUUUCAGGGACGACUCAUAUAUCCCAUACACAAGUUAUGUUUAGAGGCGGUUAACGUAACUACAAAUUGGUAAAUUAUUUGGCGUGGAAUGUGGUGCAGUGCGGUCGGUGGUUCUGUGUGUGGUGUUAGUGGUAUUUAACCCAUUCAUGAUGUCACUCAACAAUAAGUCACUGACAGACGAUAGAUCAACAUCAUCAUCCAAAUCGACGACAAUUAUCAAAUAUGAGAAAUCAUCGUGUCUCUUUUGCAAUGAGUGGUUCGAUGCCCAAACUUUUACGGAGCACCUGAUCCAUUGCGGACAGGUGUUGGAAGAGUGUCCAAAUAGUUGUAAUGUGUUUAUACCGCGCAUCCGAAUGAGAUCACAUCUCAAGGAGUGUCCAAGGAACAAGCUGAACCUUCAGCAGAGGAUGAGCGCCAGCAUGGAACGCUUGGACCAGCAUGCGGAUCAUCGUGUCCAGGUGCUGGAACAGGAUAUAUCAACCAUAAGAUCGGUACUCAAUGAGGAGAUACGACAACGAUUGCAUCUCAUCACCGACGUGGGCAACAUACGGAAGCAUAACCAGGUGGUGGAGGAUUGGACACGGGACACCGAUGAGAGCAUCAAUGAGCUGCGCCGCCAGCUAGAGGAGGAGGGUGCUCAACGGGUAUUUGCCACGGAACAAAAUCAAGUGGACACCCAAUACUGUUGCAAUAUAACUCAGUCCCUGAAGGAUCAGGUGGAACUCAAGCUGGACGAUAUGCAACAACACAUUAAUCAACUCUCUGCCGAUGUGAGUUACCAUCAGAAUCAAUUGAAUGAUAAUAUCAUCAAAUUGGAGGAACUUGUCUUUGAAAAUGAACGAUUGAAUCGCGAUAAGUUUGUACAAAUCGAGCAGUUCCUGCAAGAGAUCAAUGAUGAUAUCAAAACGAAAUUGGGCACAAGCAGCGAUUUUGCGACCUCAAAACAGGCAACACUAGACUACGAGGUUAAGAACGUGAAAAGCAUUGUCUGCGAAACGGUGGAAAGGAUCGACAAAAUGAAUGUUAUUGUACAAGAUCUGGAUAAGUCUCUGCAUCAAACCAUGCAGAAUAUAUCCGAUAUUGAGAAUCAGCUGGCAAUGCAACAAAGGAUCGCAAGUGUGCAAAAUAUUCGAGGUCAUUUAAUUUGGCGCAUCAAGGACUAUUCAAAGAAGCUGGAGGAGGCCAAGCAAUACGAUACCAUACUUCAUAGCGCCAUGUUCUCCAAUAAGGCAUUCGGAUAUGCCUUGAGGCUGGACAUAUAUUUAAAUGGUAAGGGCACGUGGAAGGGUCGCAAUUUGAUUGCCUGCCUGAAUGUUCUAUCUGGCGAAUACGAUCCACUUCUGAAUUGGCCCUGUCGCCUUCAGGCCGAGAUUAUUAUAAGGGAUCAGUGCAGCAUACCGCUCGAAUCCCAGGACUACGUAAAAACCAUCUAUGUGCGAAAGAAGAGUGACGAUUACAUACAGAGCAAUCAGUAUUUCCAUAUACCCCACAAAGUUAUAACCAGUCGCAAUUAUCUGCGGAACGAUUCCCUAUUUGUUGAGGUUAAAGUAAUAAAAUAAGUGAUAGUUAACUACAUUGGUUAGAGUGAGACAAGCAUAUGCAUGCUUUGCCGAUUUUAAUAACUAUAAUUUAAAGUCGCCUUUUCUUCCGAUAAUUAACAUACUUGAUUUUGUUCGUUCAGCUUAAAGUUGGCUUAAAGAAUUUAACAGACAAUUUAACUACAUGUUACAUGGCAGUGUAACCACCUGGCCAUAAAUUUUCCAAAGUAAAUGCAAUCCAACAGAUUAUUAACUUUAUUAUAUUCAUGCUAACGUUAACCUUCUUUUUAGUUAGAUCGAUAUAAAUUUUAUCCUCUUACAGACAAUUUAACUACAAGUUGAAUGUAAAUAGUAUUGCUAAAUUUUACUAAAAUCCAGACCAAAUAAUACGAAAUGAGUUGCCAUUUAAA
Molecule: messenger RNA, 2054 nt
Organism: Drosophila innubila
Lineage: Eukaryota; Metazoa; Arthropoda; Insecta; Diptera; Drosophilidae
Gene: Traf-like
Product: TNF receptor-associated factor 3
Exons: 7
Coding region: 253-1665 (470 amino acids)
Biological process (GO): tumor necrosis factor-mediated signaling pathway; positive regulation of JNK cascade; protein K63-linked ubiquitination
Cellular component (GO): cytoplasmic side of plasma membrane; plasma membrane signaling receptor complex
Molecular function (GO): ubiquitin protein ligase binding; tumor necrosis factor receptor binding
Source: RefSeq, a predicted model, not a curated record